CGGGAUGACCUCACUUUCAGCUGUUUGCUGGAGCCUUCUCUGGCCUCGCUGACUUCCUGCCCGUCCCAGCGCUUCUCGCUGCCGGCAGAUCAUCAGUCAGGGCCCAGAAAGGCAGGUGCGCUGGCCCAGAAGGGCCGUGUGAGGGGAAGCCCCCAGCUGCCCAGCGGUGACAUCCCGAGCCGAGGAUCCUGCCCUGGAAAGGACAGAGAUGCAGCCAGAGCCCAAACCUGGAGACCUGAUUGAGAUUUUCCGAUGGGGCUACCGUCAUUGGGCUGUCUAUGUGGGGGAUGGCUUUGUCGUCCACCUAGCACCUCCAAGUGAAUAUGCUGGGGCUGGUGCAUCCAGCGUCAUGUCGGCCCUGACGGACAAAGCCACGGUCAAGAAGGAGUUGCUGAGUGAAGUGGUCGGGAGGGACAGGUACCGGGUGAACAACAAACAUGAUGACAAGUACCCACCACUGCCCCCCGGCAAGAUUGUCCAGAGGGCCUUGCAGGAGGUGGGGAAGGAUGUCCUCUACAAACUGAGCAGUGAGAACUGUGAGCACUUUGUGAAUGAACUGAGAUACGGAAUCCCUCGCAGUGACCAGGUCACAGAUGCCAUCACGGCCGUCGGAGUAGCCAGUUUAGCCAUUGCCGGCGUCAGCCUCAUUAGCUACAUAGUGUCAAGAAACAGACGGCAAAACCAAUAAGCCAGCUGCUCCAAGUUAUGGCCGCCCCAAGUUAGGGCCGCUUAGCUACACAUUGUGCAAUGUGGUUUUCAGUGCCUUACCGCUUUUGAUAAAUUAAAGAUGGUUUUAUUAUUAAAAAAAAAAAAAUCCACUGCGAAAUGACCCAGGAAGAGUCUGCGCCAAGCUCUCCUUUCCCUCCUGGUUUAGAGUGAAAACAGAAUUUUCCUCCUUAGAUUUUUCCUAGUUCCUCGGUCGCCAUACGUGGAAGAAAAGAUCGAUAUCUAGUCCAACACUGUACCUCAUCCUCCUUAAUCACAGCAUUUGGAGCUGGAUGGGCCCUUAAUGAUAGAUUGUGUUGUCCUAACCCCUCAUUGGAGAGAGGAAAGGAGAGAGGGAUCAUGAUUUCUCCAAGAAUUCACAGCAGGAGAGCUGAUUUCAUUGGGGGGUCUCCUGAUAGUAAAUCCAGUGCCUUUUCACAAUUCCCAGCUAGUCUCCUGACGUAAAUCCAGUGCCUUUUCACAAUUCCCAGCUAGUCUCCUGAAGUAAAUCCAGUGCCUUUUCACAAUUCCCAGCUAGUCUCCUGAAGUAAAUCCAGUGCCUUUUCACAAUUCCCAGCUACCUCUUGGUGUGCUAGGAGACAGCACAAUGACAUUAUUAUCUUUCUUGCUAUGAGAACCAGAAUUCUCUGCUUCCCACAGCAAUUUUUGGAACAAGCCAGCCCCCACAAAGAAACACAUCACAUCCAAAUGCUCGUUAUACCAAACAAUCUGUGAAAAUACCAAAAAAAUAGUGGUAAAUCUGGCUUGAUGGAAUUACUUUAGUGGGGAAAGGCAGGAAGAAAAUGUCAACCGUUCUGUUUUUCAGCAGCACAAAGGGGAGCUUGAGACAAGACACUUCUCGAUGGUGAGAGUUUAGAAGUCCUCUUUAUUCACAGCCAUUGGCCAUAGCCAGUGUAACAGCUCCCCAUAGUCUCCCUAUGACUAGUUACUGAGGGAAGCUGCAUCCUGAAGACCCUCAUGGCGGGGUGUGCCAGUCUCUCUAUCCACCUGCUCAGUCUCCAUUCAACUGUCCAAUGGCCUUUGGGCUUGGGACGGGGGAUUUCAGUGGGACCACACUCAGCCAGAGAGGGAGUAAAGCUGGAAAAAACCUCUUUUUUUUCACUGCCGUGGAUUUUGAGGGGUUUCAGGGAAGGAUGCUGUUAUGUCCGAGAGCCAAUAUGGCUGAAAUACAUCAGGAGAGAUUGACUGCUUUAAGUACAACAGGUGGCCUUCAGCAAUUCUCCUCUGUCUCCCUCCCCCAAAGUGUAAAGCUACAGGUAAUAUUGGUUUUGAAAGUUCUCACCCACUUUGUCUCAGAUUCUGCCCAGGUAAUCUGCCACCAGAGAGCUGAGGAAAUGGUGCACAGUGUGGGCAAGUGUGGGUGGUGCUCCCAGGCAGGGAGGUAGAGAGCGGGGAGCAGGGAUUGCUUCUCGGGAAGGCUGGAGCCGAGCAGAGGGCAGCUGGUAGAGAGAUGCUGAAGAACGGGUCUGGGGGAGAAAGGAGACAUUGCUUUAUAAAUGUGGUAUUAUUGGAGGGGUUUUUAAACCCCUAUUGAUCAUCCGCCAUUUAUUAAAUCAUUAGGCCCCCAUGGUGCUGAAUGCUGGAGAUUUAUCCUGGGCCUGUAAGUCAAAUAUCUAAAGACAAAAGUGAAAAAAAAGGUCACUGCCCUUGCAGUUUUGAUCACUGAUUCUACCAGUGGAGGAGGGAACUCUUCCAGCACACAUUUUGGCUGGACUGUGGCUCCCCUUCAGUGGAAGUUUGGGCACCUGAGGCACCGAAUGGUGACAGAGAGGGGGGACUGAUAUGCUCAUGAUCUAGCGAGCAUGUGUCUGAGGCAGAACUUGAACCCAAGACUCCCUAACUCCAUAACUGUCUUCUCCCCUUUGCUUUGGCCAUUAUUAUUUGAGGAAAAUGUACGCUAGUUUGGAGGACACAUCAGGCAGAAGUCUGUCCUUCAUGGAAGCACCCUCUCUGGGCAAUCCUGUGCUCCUGUUUCCUCCUUUAUGGUUCUGGGAUUAACCCAUAAGAGGUGAGGAAGGUUUUCUAGGACUGUCAUUCAUGAGCUUGCUACUGAUUUUCAGGCAGAAUUAAUUACCUUUAGAAAUGGUAUUUAAAGGGGUAUAGUAAGAAAUUUGGUUUCAUCUCUCCCCCUCCAGUCUCCCAAACCAGGCCACACUCCCUACAUACACAGGAGACCUGGGGAGAGGGGGUUCAAGCAGUCUAUCAGUAAACAUUUAACAAGCGGCUCCUAUGUGCCAGUCACUGUGCUAAAUGCUGGGGAUCCAAAGAAAGGCAAAAGAUAUAAAUUCCUUCUCUUGAAGAGCUCGCAGUCUAAUGAAGAAGACAAACAUGAUAUAUACAGGAUCAACUGGAAAUAAUCAACAUUGGGAAGGUCCCAGUGGGGUUUUAAUUGGGACUUGAAGCCAGGGAAGCAGAGAUGAGAAGGGGGAGCAUUCUGGGUCGAGAUUCAGACUUAGAGCUCGAGGGAAGCGAGGGAGGGAACAUGUGGUCCAACCCAGCUUGCGGUUCCUGGGAGUCCUGCUCCCCAGUCCCAGAGUACUCCCGACGGCCCCAAUUUAAUCGGAACAGCUGGAGAGGGCGUAUAUGGACCCAGGCUACAGCUGAUGCUUCUCUCUGUCCCAGAAGUGGUGGGCAUUCUCUGUGGAAUAUCUUUCCAUAUCUUUCCACAGGUGCUUCCCCUGCUGUUGGCCAGUACCUCGGGUUACCUGGGCAGCAGGAAAGGGGGAGGGGAGAAGAGGGAGAGAAAGUCGUCCCAAGCUGGCAAUAUCACAAACAUUUUAAAUUGAAGUUACCCACUGAAAGACAUCUACAGAGAAACCAAAUAAACAUUAAAAGAUACUAAAUGGAAGAAACUUUAAAGCAUUUUUU
Molecule: messenger RNA, 3594 nt
Organism: Sarcophilus harrisii (Tasmanian devil)
Lineage: Eukaryota; Metazoa; Chordata; Mammalia; Dasyuromorphia; Dasyuridae
Product: phospholipase A and acyltransferase 3
Exons: 5
Coding region: 209-688 (159 amino acids)
Biological process (GO): N-acylphosphatidylethanolamine metabolic process
Cellular component (GO): cytoplasm
Molecular function (GO): glycerophospholipid phospholipase A1 activity; A2-type glycerophospholipase activity
Source: RefSeq, a predicted model, not a curated record